GUGUGUGUGUGUAUUAUUUUAUUCUUUUAUUUGCUUAUAUACAUAUAUACAUAUGUGUGCGCUUGUGUUCACAUGUCUGUGUGUCCAUCUGUUUAAGUUAGGGCGUGUUAAGGCGUACAGAUGUGCUCGGCAAUGAAUAUACACCUGAAGGAAUAUGAUUAUAGGAAAGGGACAUUGAGGCCAAAUGAAUAAAUGUAACCAAAGUCAGAGAUAAUAUAUAAAUAUGUUAUGCAUAAUGAAUUCAAAAUAACAGACAAACAACUGUCACGCCACUGUCCUUUAAUUUGAUAACCUCAAUAAAUUGUAGAUAUGUUAAUGACGUCUGCCAGUUACAGCUGAAAGUAUUUCUUUAUUGAGUCAGUUGGAGAGUUGACUACUCUGAACGGAUUCAAGUAAAGAUGGCAGCUGUUCUUGAAGUAUAAAGACCGAUUGCGUUCUUUUGAAGUUCGGAUGACACCUACCAUUGCAUAUCGAUAAACUUAAGGAAGAUGACCAAAACAGCCGGAUUUCACAUCUGAGGAGAUGCACAAUCGAUUACUUCAUAACUGAACGAAGAAAAUUCUCCAAUAAAGGAAAGAAACAUAAAGAAAUACACAAAGAAUUUUAUUUCUCAACUUCAUCGUUUCUAUCCACCGACAUUUCUCACAGCCUUAAUAUUUCCUAAACAAUGGAUCUUCAGUUUCUGCAACAUUUUAAAUGCAAGGAAUGGAUUACAUGGAAUGACUGAGCCUCGAAUAGAAACUACAAUAUAUACACCAUCACAAAGUUAUACAGCACUAAUAUAAACUAUAAGUGGACAACGAACAGCAACAGUAUUGAAAACAUGGCCUUCAAGGAAUUUACAAUCUCCCUUUAUCACAGCUACACUGAGCUCUUAUUAAAAAAUAAUUAUCCAACAUAUCAACGAACGAAGUUGAACUGAACUCACAUCUUUUCAAUAACCCGUCUGUUACUGUAGACGAAGAAAGAAUUAGAAGUGAGAGUUUUAAGUCUUGUUGCAAACAUUACGGAUUACAAAACAAUUCCUGCAUCUGUGUUCUCAAUAAUUUACCGUCUCAUUUCCUCAUUUUCAUUGUUACUUUAUUAUUUGCCUGUAUUCUUUCCUUGACGCGAUGUUUUCUAUUCCUAAGUAAUGGUGAAACGAAGUCACCAGACACCAAACUGUGAGCCGAUAUUUCCUUUUUAGUGAUUGGCAAAUGACUUCCAUGUUUAUCGAUAUUACAUUACCCGAAUGUACUGUGAAAUAUAAUUGUACUAAGAUAUUGUAAUCAAAGAUUUUGGAAGAAGACGUAAUUCGGUUAGAGAUCAAACAAAUAUUUUCUAUUUUGAAAUUGCAAAAGAAUUAGAAACUAACAAACGUCACUUGACAAAAGUAUACAAGUAAGCCAAUAAACUGCAGUCGCUGGCUUAAAGUUUUCGUUUAAAUAUAAAAAAGAUUGUAUUACUUAUGAAUUAAUAUAAUCUUAAACAGCGGGCACAGCAUAAGGAGAAGAAAGAGAAUUUGAAUUUGCAGAAAUGUCGAAAUUUACCAGUGGCAUUAAGCGUUAUUAUUCAUGUCGAUGGAGGAUAUGUUACGCUUGUACUGUGGCAUUACUUAUCAUGCAAACAUUAAGAGUCGAUCUGAGCAUGUCCUUUGUUUGUAUGUUGAAAAGAGCCAAUCGUACAAAUGAGGAAGUUAACGUUACUACGAACAACCAAUAUUGUUCUGGUUUCGCUAAUGAUUCCUUUAAUCCAAACAUAGAAGGAGAGUUCGAAUGGAGCGACACGUUACAAUCAAACAUACUGGCUGGAUACUUCUAUGGAUAUAUGGUGACUAAUAUUUUCGGUGGAGCAUUGGCAAAUAAAUAUGGUGGGAAAAUAACCGCUGCAGGUUCAAUUCUUUCAACAUCCAUUCUAGCAAUUCUUCACCCAAGUUUAACUCGAAUUAAUGGUUACUUUAUGCUUGCUCUAAGAAUAUUAACAGGUAUGGCAUCUGGACCUAUAUUUCCAGCAGUUUUUUUCCUAAUCGGACGUUGGGCCCCUCCAGAAGAGAACGGUGUAUUAAUUGGGCUUACAUUUGCUGGUCAAAUUCUCGGUAAUAUUGUAGCCUUUCCUACUUCAAGUUACCUUUGUGUAUAUGGAUUUGAUAAUGGAUGGGGUUCGAUAUUUUAUAUAUUUGGUGGAUUAUCGUUGGUGUUUGGGUUUGUGUGGAUGUAUGUUGUUUACGAUAAUCCAGACGUUCAUCCAGCUAUUAGUGAAGAAGAACGUUUCUACUUAAACGACGCUAUAAAAUGUAAAAAUGCUGUUCAAAAGGUACCUUGGAAACGGCUGCUUUCUUCCCCUGCAGUUUGGGCCAUUAAUAUUGGUUUGUUUGCUUAUAAUUGGAUAGAUAUGUCCUUUCAGACGUUGCUACCUCUUUAUAUGAAAGAAGCCUUAAACAUUAAAACAACAUCGAACGGUUUAAUGUCGUCUGCUCCUUCCAUGGGACAAAUGUUUGCUCUACCGAUAUGUGGAAAAUUCGCAGACAUUUUGCGUUCAAAGAAAUAUCUGUCAAACCGUUCCGUUCGCGUUUUAUUCCAAACUUUUUCGAUGGUUACAUCAGCAUGUAUACUGAUUACCAUAGGAUUUCUCAGAUGUGACCAAACCAUUCUGAUAAGUGUCUUGUUUUUGCUCAGUGGUAUCACUCUGUCAUUUUCCAGUGGGGGAGUUAUCCCUAAUAACAUCGACAUUGCGCCAAGCUUUGCUGGUGUUGUGUAUUCAAUUGCUAAUGCAAUAUCUGCACUCUCCGGCAGUAUUAGUUCCUUAACUACAAAAGCUUUAACCCCAAACGGUACACAAGAAGAAUGGCAGAUCGUGUUAUCCUUGUACAGUGGUAUUUGUGUAUUUGGUGCAAUAAUAUUUGCAAUAUUGGCAAGAGGAGAAAUCCAAGAAUGGGCGAUUAUAGGGGGAUCUGACUCGUCCGGUCAAUCAAACGACGCGAAAAGAAAUAAAACGGCUUAGCUACUUUUUUCUGUUUG
This is a messenger RNA of Octopus sinensis (East Asian common octopus), 2996 nucleotides long. RefSeq lists its product as uncharacterized. The record is from RefSeq and is a predicted model, not a curated record. The transcript has 2 exons. Bases 1516 to 2979 code for a protein of 487 amino acids. Gene Ontology annotation, biological process: monoatomic anion transport; transmembrane transport. Lineage: Eukaryota; Metazoa; Mollusca; Cephalopoda; Octopoda; Octopodidae. Gene Ontology annotation, molecular function: transmembrane transporter activity.